Messenger RNA from Penicillium paradoxum, 204 nucleotides. NCBI's taxonomy places the organism in Eukaryota, Fungi, Ascomycota, Eurotiomycetes, Eurotiales, Aspergillaceae. The record is from RefSeq and is a predicted model, not a curated record.
AUGUCUAACCCUGGCGACGAUCGGGUGUGGAAAAUAGGGCUUCCCGUCCGCUCAGCCGUACUCAAGCCACACGCCGGUGAGUUAGUAGUUGGGUGGGUGACCACCAGCGAAUCCUCACUGUUGUAUGUUUUUUUGCUUUUUUUGCUGAUUGCCAGAGUCAUAUCAUCGCUCUGGAAUGUAUUUUCGACCUGCACAUAUGUAUAA